Cucumis melo (muskmelon) is the source of this 2732-nucleotide messenger RNA. Its product is annotated as calcium-dependent protein kinase 26-like. The transcript has 7 exons. The coding region runs from base 612 to 2597 and encodes 661 amino acids. The record is from RefSeq and is a predicted model, not a curated record. Lineage: Eukaryota; Viridiplantae; Streptophyta; Magnoliopsida; Cucurbitales; Cucurbitaceae. Gene Ontology annotation, biological process: peptidyl-serine phosphorylation; intracellular signal transduction; protein autophosphorylation. Gene Ontology annotation, molecular function: calcium-dependent protein serine/threonine kinase activity; calmodulin binding; ATP binding. Gene Ontology annotation, cellular component: cytoplasm; nucleus.
CGUUUUCUCUCUCAUCUCUCUUGAUGCUUUCGUUUUCCUUACAAUUCCUAUUCCUCUGUUUCAUUUAGAUUCGCCGAUGAAUAUUUAUAUGAACUGGGAAAAUACCCACAAAAUCAAACCCCUAAUUUCUCGCUUACAAGAUUCCUUGUUCUUCAUCGAUUUUUGGUGCUGUCUCUAUCCCUAUUCUUUUACCCGAUCAAACUGUCGAUGUUUUGUAUGGAAUAUGUCAAUUUAACCAGUCUUCAUUGUUGGGUAUCGUUGAAAUUGCUGUUUUGAUUAAAAUAUCUCAGUGGGGUUCGGCCGGCUGCCCUUGAAUUUGGUGGGAUUAUUUGAGUAAAUUUAUCUGGGUUUUUCUCUGUUUUUCAUUUUCAGCGAUUUGAAGGUUUCAUUUUCCUUUUGGGAUUUUGUUUGGUUUGUUUUCUUGUUGGGUGUUCAUGUGCGAGUUCUUCCGCAUUAUCUUUCGUUGUUGUUGAAUAAUUGUCGGUUGAUUCCGAUUCUGCGACCCUUUUUUGGGGGAGAAAAUCACCAUGGAUGACGAAUUUGGGCGUUUUUGUGAUGUUUGGUCCUCAAGAUUUUAGAAAGGAACAUUGUGUUGAAUCGUAUUUCUUCAGAUGGGUAAUAACUGUCUUCGUAGGAAUUCGAAGGGUGGGUUGUUCUACUCGAUUUCCCAUCCAAUUUGGUGGUCUCGAUCGGAAAUGGAUCCUCAUACUAAGAAAGGGGUUUCUAACAAAGGGAUCAAAAACCCUAACCCUAAUCCUAACCCUAAUGAAGAAGUUCAAAACACUCCCCCUGAACCAGUAAUGAUUGUUGAUGAAAGGGCUAAGCCAUUGGAAUGUGAGGCUAAACCAGUGGAAGUUAUAAAACCCAAAGAAGAAGAUAUCAUCAUCAUCAAACCUUUAGAACCUUUGGUGCCUAUGGACGAUUUGAAUAAACCAGCAGAAAUACCACCUAGAUAUGUUGAAGAGAGAUUACCGGUUGAAUUGUUAAUUCCAAAACCGGCUGACGAACCACCGAAACGCAUUGAAGAAAGAAUGCCACCAAUUGAAUCAGCACUGCCGAAGGAAGAUAGUAGUGGUGGUGGUAAUAAUGAUAAUGUUUCUGAAGAUUUGAUUAAAAUGAAGAAGCCUAAGAAAAUAGUAAGUGCAGGUUUGAUGGUAGAGUCAGUUUUGCAAACAAAAACUGGUCAUUUGAGGGAGUUUUACAGCUUGGGAAGGAAACUUGGACAUGGGCAAUUUGGGACAACUUUUCUUUGUGUGGAGAAGUCAACUGGGAAAGAGUAUGCCUGCAAAUCGAUAGCGAAAAGGAAGUUGGCGACAAUGGAAGACGUUGAAGAUGUGAGAAGGGAGAUUCAGAUAAUGCAUCAUUUAAUUGGUACUCCCAGCAUUGUUUCUAUUAAAGGUGCUUAUGAAGAUGCUGUUGCUGUACACGUGGUCAUGGAACUCUGUGAAGGUGGUGAGCUUUUCGAUAGGAUUGUUAAGCUCGGUCAUUACACUGAAAGACAGGCAGCUGAACUUGCAAGAACCAUUAUUGGUGUAAUAGAAGCUUGUCAUUCUCUUGGAGUCAUGCACCGUGACCUCAAACCAGAGAAUUUCCUUUUUGUUGAUUCACGGGAGGACUCUCCCUUGAAAGCUAUCGAUUUUGGGUUGUCUAUUUUCUUCAAGCCAGGGGACAUAUUUAGCGAUGUGGUUGGGAGUCCUUACUAUGUUGCUCCUGAAGUUUUGUGCAAAUUAUAUGGCCCAGAAUCUGAUGUUUGGAGUGCUGGUGUGAUACUUUACAUACUUUUAAGUGGGGUGCCUCCAUUUUGGGCAGAAACCGAGCAAGAGAUAUUUGAUGAAGUCUUACACGGAGAUCUUGACUUCACCUUAGAUCCCUGGCCGAGUAUUUCUGACAGUGCCAAGGAUUUGGUACGGAAGAUGCUAAUUAGAAACCCCAAAGAACGCCUAACCGCUCAUGAAGUUUUAUGCCAUCCUUGGCUUCAGGUUGAUGGAGUGGCUCCAGACAAACCUCUUGAUUCUGCAGUCUUGAGUCGUUUGAAACAAUUCUCUGCAAUGAACAAACUCAAGAAAAUGGCUCUGAGAGUCAUUGCUGAGAGCCUCUCCGAAGAAGAGAUCGCCGGGUUAAAGGAAAUGUUUAAGAUGAUUGAUACCGACAACAGUGGUCAAAUUACUUUUGAAGAACUCAAAGAUGGACUAAGAAGAUUUGGAGCAAAUCUUAAUGAGACAGAGAUAAAAGAUCUUAUGCAAGCUGCUGAUUUCGACAACAAUGGUUGCAUCGACUAUGGGGAGUUCAUAGCAGCAACACUUCAUUUGAACAAAGCUGGGCGAGAAGAUCAUCUCUUUGCUGCUUUCCAAUACUUCGACAAGGACGGGAGCGGUUAUAUCACACAAGAUGAACUUCAAAAAGCCUGCGAGGAAUUCGGCAUUGAGAACGUUCACUUGGAAGAUAUGAUCCGAGAAGUGGAUCAGGAUAAUGAUGGUCGAAUAGAUUACAAUGAGUUCGUCACAAUGAUGCAAAAGGGAAAUGGUGAAUUGGGCAAGAAGGGUCAACAAAAUACUAACUUUAGCAUUGGUUUUAGGGAGGCACUUCCUGUUUGUUAGCAAGUCAGGAAAAAUUUUCCCGCUCUCUCUCACAAUUUUCUUUGAAUGUAUAAAAUCUGUGCAAUGAUUAACUAUUGCUUGGGGUUGAUAAAUAACAUGUAUAGUUUAUGCUCGUUUUAGAGCUUGACUCAUUUA